CAUCCUUCGAGAAUCCAUUUCAUCCAUUAUUAUGGCUGGUCGGGUAACUGUGCGUGCCGCCGUAGCUUCAGAUAUACCAGUGAUUCUGGAGAUUAUUAAGGAGUUGGCGCUUUAUGAGAAAGAGCCAGACAAGGUACUCGCUACCGAGGAAAGCUUGCAUGACACACUGGGGUUCAAGGAGGGCUCAAAGUGCUACGCGAAAGCCCUAUUAUUGUAUGAGGGCGACGAGCCAGCCGGAAUGGCGCUGUACUUCAACAGUUAUAGCACAUGGAGGGCUAAGCCUGGAAUAUACCUGGAAGACCUGUUCGUAAGGUCUCAAUUUCGCGGAAAGGGAUAUGGCACAACGCUCUUAGCGGCCCUAGCAAAAGAGGUAUUAGAGAUUGAUGGGGCGAGACUAGAGUGGAGCGUUCUUAAGUGGAACGAGCCGUCAAUAAAGUUUUACGAAGGAAUCGGCGCAACGAACCUAGGCAAGGAAUGGCAGCAGAUGAGGGUAGACGGGGAUGCUUUAGAGAAUUUGGCUAGAAGAGGUGUGUUUGGAGACGGAAAGUGAGCGAAUCGGAUACAGAAUUGGGUUAAGGAGGGAAGGGGGUUAGUCGAAUUGCAAGAAAGAUGUUUUCCUAUG
Molecule: messenger RNA, 622 nt
Organism: Tuber melanosporum (Perigord truffle)
Lineage: Eukaryota; Fungi; Ascomycota; Pezizomycetes; Pezizales; Tuberaceae
Exons: 4
Coding region: 32-550 (172 amino acids)
Biological process (GO): protein acetylation
Molecular function (GO): N-acetyltransferase activity
Source: RefSeq, a predicted model, not a curated record